Dibothriocephalus latus is the source of this 600-nucleotide messenger RNA. Lineage: Eukaryota; Metazoa; Platyhelminthes; Cestoda; Diphyllobothriidea; Diphyllobothriidae. The record is from the annotation of a GenBank genome assembly.
AUGGACACGUGGAUGUUACCCUGGAUAAGCCUGUUCCAUCCUGAAAUGGCUCGCAUUGCCUUCGAGUACCGAGAUGCUACCCUCUUCUGCGCAGAGGCCAGAGCAGCCACGGAGGGCCUUCGGGGUGCCAGGUAUCCUUGGGAGAGCGCGCGAACAGGAUUCGAAACCAGCCCAUGGGAUCUCUCCGCCAAUAAGGAAAUUCAUGUUGUCGCUGACAUUUCUCUGGCCCUCCAACAGUGGUUGCUUUGUGGCGCUGGCGGCAAAGCCCUGGCUGCCUACUAUGGCUUCGGUCGAAGAAUUCUGGACUCGAUUGGCCGCUUCUGGACGUCGCGAUUAGCCUACUCUGAGGAAAAGGAGUCCUACGUUAUAGAAGACGUGAUGCCGCCCGACGAGUACGUCCAAACGUGCAACAACUCGGCUUACACAAACGCGAUUGUCUCGAUCGCCCUCUCCGGACCGGCCAAGCUUGCACGUCUGUUCGGGGAAACCGUGUCUCCCGAAGAGGACCUGUGGGAGCAAUUAUCCAGUCAAAUUUGGAUGCCUCUCGAUCAGGAAAAUCAGGUCAUGCUCGAGCAUGAAGGUUACAAACACGGUACGUAG